AUGCGCGGCGGCUCGGGCCUCGCACUAGCCUACGUGCUCGGCCUGUUCGCGCUCGCCGCGACGCGCCGCAGGGAAGGGCUGCAGCGCGUCCUUGUGAGGGCCAAAUUGCUGCUGCCGCCGGCGGAUGCCGAUUGGGGCCCGUGCGCGCGGCACGUGCCCUUCGCCGAGGGCGUCUCGCUGGCCAAUGGCGACGCGCUGCGGGGCUGCGCCGGCGAGUGCGCCGUUGGGACUUGCGAGCCGUCGCUGUUGCGGCUGACGGCGCAGGGCGCUUUAGUUUUGCAUCGCGGCGCGGACGCGACGGCGCCCGUCGCCUGGAAGCUCGCGACGGAGCCGUGGUGGCGGCGCUUCGGGCCGCCCAAGCCCUACCGCGCCACUAUCAAUGGUGGAGCCGUCGAGCUGUAUAGCCAAGGCGCGUUGCGAAAGACGGCGCCGCUCGCGCAGCUUCAUGCACUAUCGGAGGCGAUCGGCUACGACGCCCCACCACAACGGCAGUAA
This is a messenger RNA of Pelagomonas calceolata, 495 nucleotides long. NCBI's taxonomy places the organism in Eukaryota, Pelagophyceae, Pelagomonadales, Pelagomonadaceae. The record is from the annotation of a GenBank genome assembly.